Messenger RNA from Ochlerotatus camptorhynchus, 1596 nucleotides. RefSeq names its product zinc finger protein 771-like. Bases 71 to 1507 code for a protein of 478 amino acids. Gene Ontology annotation, biological process: regulation of DNA-templated transcription. Gene Ontology annotation, molecular function: DNA-binding transcription factor activity, RNA polymerase II-specific; RNA polymerase II cis-regulatory region sequence-specific DNA binding. The transcript is spliced from 6 exons. Lineage: Eukaryota; Metazoa; Arthropoda; Insecta; Diptera; Culicidae. The record is from RefSeq and is a predicted model, not a curated record.
UAGUCAAAGAGUGUUGUUUUCUCUGCGGAAAAUUAUGUUUUUCUAGGGAAUCUAAAGUGAAAUCUUGAAAAUGGCAGGAUUAACCGAUGUAGACAGCCCGUUCGUGAAGACAGAAAAUGCAUGCAAAGUAUGUGGCUCGUCGGAAGGGGACAUGGAAUCGAUCUUCUGCGAUGCGGACGAUACCCGGAUGCUGAACAAAAUCUACAAAUGCACCCGAGUUGAGGUCACACCGGUUUGCGGGCUGAUAUCACCCAUCUGUGAAACCUGUCGCAAACGUAUCGACGCGUACGAUGAGAACGCCAAACCGAAGGUGGUUGAAUUUGUAAUCAAAAACGAACCGGAUCAGGAUGCGUUGGAUUACGAUCCGCUCAACUUCCAAGACCCCAUGGCUUUGGACGGGCCUGGUGGUGGCGAGGAAGACAUCUUCGAGGAUGUCAAUGUUAAGUUGGAGAUUAGCUUUGGCGAUGGAGACCAGGAAAGGGUGACUCCCAAAGAAAAUAAAAGGAAAGGAAAGGGUAUUCGCGGAGCGAAACAAUUGCCCGAAACAACGGAUACGAAGCAGAUCAUUGAAAUUAACGAGGAAAAAAAUGAGAGCACGGAAAAUGAAAAGGAAAAUGUUCCUAGAACACGAGUUGCCAGGAAAGCAGCGGAAAAAUUAGCCGUUAAAGCCGACUCCGGUAGUGAGUCGAGUGAUUUCGAAUGGGCAGGGGGAGAAGACUUCGCUGACGACGAUGAAGAUGCGAAAUUAGACAGUGAUCACAGUAAAGGAACAUCGGAGGAUGAAAAACCGUUGAAGAAAAGGAAAACAGCAAAGAGAAAACCAAAUCCUACGGGAGAAAAGCGGAAGAAAGGAAGACCUCGGAAGAUUCGACCGGAAGGGAAGGAGAUAAAAACUCCGGAAGAAUGCAAAAUCUGUGGCCGGGUUGUGACGUACAUGAGAGAACAUAUGCGAAUGCACAAGAUUGACAAGCAACACAAGUGUCCGUAUUGCGAUCGAAUGUUUGUACAGGGGAAUAACUUGAAAUAUCACAUUCGGAAACAUUUAGGAGAACGGCCGUACUCGUGUGAAUUGUGCGAUAAAACGUUUUACUGUGCACCGCACUUGAAAUCUCAUAUGAAAGUACAUGGACCACAGGGACUUUUCCAAUGUGACAGAUGCCCUAAAACGUUCAACCAAGAGUGCAAUUUAAGAAAACACAUUCGGGUUCAUACGGGCGAAAAACCAUACAAGUGUUCAAAGUGUGACAAAGCGUUCAAUAGUACUUCAAACUUAAAAAAUCAUCAAAGACUGCACGCCGAUGAUCGUGCGUUUACUUGCGAACAUUGUUCGAAGAGCUUUGUGGACAUACUCCAUUUGCAGCGACACAUACGGGUUCAUACUGGAUAUCAGCCAUACAUUUGCCACGUUUGCUGUCAUGCAUUCAACUGCCAGAAUGGAAUUGUUGAACAUUUAAAAUCGCAUAUUCUUGAGCGAAAGGAGCUUUAUUCAAAAGCUCCGAAAGGUUAGUCUAGGUUUUCAAUAAAACUAUUUGUAUGUGUACCGACCAAUUGAAUAAUAGGGAAGGUGCUUUUGUUAUUCCGAAAUCACCUUAGUUG